Molecule: messenger RNA, 1770 nt
Organism: Penicillium argentinense
Lineage: Eukaryota; Fungi; Ascomycota; Eurotiomycetes; Eurotiales; Aspergillaceae
Gene: hsp60
Product: chaperone ATPase HSP60
Exons: 3
Coding region: 1-1770 (589 amino acids)
Biological process (GO): apoptotic mitochondrial changes; protein import into mitochondrial intermembrane space; mitochondrial unfolded protein response
Cellular component (GO): mitochondrial inner membrane; mitochondrial matrix
Molecular function (GO): ATP-dependent protein folding chaperone; ATP binding; protein-folding chaperone binding
Source: RefSeq, a predicted model, not a curated record
AUGCAGCGCGCUCUCUCUGCCCGGACUUCGGUCCUCUCCGCCGCUUCCAAGCGUGCCCCUUUCUACCGCUCCACCGGCUUGAACCUCCAGCAGCAGCGCUUUGCUCACAAGGACCUCAAGUUCGGCGUUGAGGCUCGUGCCCAGCUCCUCAAGGGUGUUGACACCCUCGCCAAGGCCGUCACCUCGACUCUGGGCCCCAAGGGUCGCAACGUCCUGAUCGAGUCCCCCUACGGCUCUCCCAAGAUCACCAAGGAUGGUGUGACUGUCGCCAAGGCAGUCCAGCUGCAGGACAAGUUCGAGAACCUCGGUGCCCGUCUCCUCCAGGACGUUGCCUCCAAGACCAACGAGAUUGCCGGUGACGGUACCACCACCGCUACCGUUCUGGCCCGUGCCAUCUUCUCCGAGACCGUUAAGAACGUCGCCGCCGGCUGCAACCCCAUGGAUCUGCGCCGUGGUAUCCAGGCCGCCGUUGAGGCUGCCGUCGAGUACCUCGUCCAGAACAAGCGUGCCAUCACCACCGGUGAGGAGAUUGCCCAGGUCGCUACCAUCUCCGCCAACGGCGACACCCACGUCGGCAAGCUCAUCUCUACCGCUAUGGAGCGCGUCGGCAAGGAGGGUGUCAUCACCGUCAAGGAGGGCAAGACACUGGAAGACGAGCUCGAGGUCACUGAGGGUAUGCGCUUCGACCGUGGCUAUACCUCCCCCUACUUCAUCACCGACCCCAAGGCCCAGAAGGUCGAGUUCGAGAAGCCCCUGAUCCUACUCUCGGAGAAGAAGAUCUCCGCCGUCCAGGACAUCAUCCCCGCCCUGGAGGCCUCCACCACCCUCCGUCGCCCCCUGGUCAUCAUCGCUGAGGACAUUGAGGGUGAGGCUCUCGCCGUCUGCAUUCUGAACAAGCUCCGCGGCCAGCUCCAGGUCGCCGCCGUCAAGGCCCCUGGCUUCGGUGACAACCGCAAGAGCAUCCUGGGUGACCUGGCUGUCCUGACCAACGGUACCGUUUUCACCGAUGAGCUCGACAUUAAGCUCGAGAAGCUCACCCCCGAGAUGCUCGGUACCACCGGCUCUAUCACCAUCACCAAGGAGGACACCAUUAUCCUGAACGGUGAGGGCAGCAAGGACAGCAUUGCCCAGCGCUGCGAGCAGAUCCGUGGUGUCAUGGCUGACCCCACCACCUCCGAGUACGAGAAGGAGAAGCUCCAGGAGCGUCUUGCCAAACUCUCUGGCGGUGUCGCCGUCAUCAAGGUCGGUGGUGCUUCCGAGGUUGAGGUCGGUGAGAAGAAGGACCGUGUCGUUGACGCCCUGAACGCCACCCGCGCUGCCGUUGAGCAGGGUAUCCUGCCCGGUGGUGGUACCGCCCUCCUGAAGGCCUCCGCCAACGCUCUGGAGAAUGUCAAGCCCGCCAACUUCGACCAGCAGCUCGGUGUUAGCAUCAUCAAGAGUGCCAUCACCCGCCCCGCCCGCACCAUCGUCGAGAACGCCGGUCUGGAGGGCAGCGUCAUCGUCGGCAAGCUGACCGACGAGUACGCCAAGGACUUCAACCGCGGCUUCGACAGCUCCAAGGGCGAGUACGUCGACAUGAUCGCCAGCGGUAUCGUCGAUCCCCUCAAGGUUGUCCGCACCGCCCUGGUUGAUGCCUCCGGUGUUGCCUCCCUGCUCGGUACCACCGAGGUUGCCAUCGUCGAGGCUCCCGAGGAGAAGGGCCCUGCUGCCCCCGCUGGCGGCAUGGGUGGCAUGGGUGGUAUGGGCGGCAUGGGCGGCGGCAUGUUCUAA